AUGGACGUCGAAGCUUCCGCCGGGACUGUUAUAAGUCCCAAAAAGGAUACCAAAUCUCGCGAAACAUCAGUGGAUGAACCCUCCCUUCAUCAUGGCGAGAAUGAUAUUUUGGGAAGUGAAAAUGUGGACCACGCGCUGGCAGCCAAGAUGGUUCUAGUUAACGACGCCAUCGAUGAGAUUGGAUUUACCCCUCACCACUGGAAACUCUUUUGUCUGAAUGGCUUUGGAUAUGCUGUCGACUCUUUAAUCCUCCUAAUCCAGUCGAUCAUCUCCACCCAGGCUCGAUAUGAGUUUCAGCCGAGUUAUUCCACCGGCUUGACAAUUGCCGUAUAUGUCGGCAUGUUGAUUGGCGCGAUCUUUUGGGGCUUUUCAGCUGAUAUCGUUGGACGCCGUUUCGCCUUCAACUUCUCUCUUUUUAUCUCUUCUGUUUUUACCAUUGUGGCAGGCGCAUCUCCAAGCUGGGUUGUUCUGGGUCUUUUUAUCUGUCUCAGUGCAUUUGGUGCCGGUGGUAAUCUGGUACUUGACACAACCGUGUUCCUGGAGUAUCUUCCCAGCAAUAGACAAUGGCUGCUGACUUUGAUGGCGGCCUGGUGGGGUCUCGGACAGCUGAUUGCUGGAUUAUUCGCCUGGGCGUUCCUCCCGAACUACUCCUGCAGCGAUGCGACUGACUGCACCUAUGACAAUAACAAAGGCUGGCGCUAUGUCUGGUAUACAUCAGGCGCAUUCGUGUUUCUCCUUUCUAUCCUACGUAUCACCAUCAUUCGACUGGAAGAGACACCCAAGUUUCUUCUCGCGGAAGGAAAGGAUGAGGAUGCAGUGCGGGUUCUCACUAAUAUCGCCAGGAAGUACGAUCGCCCGUGCAGCCUAACACUGGAACGCCUUGAGGCAUGCGGAGCCACCACUCAGCGCCGAGGCAGCCCAGUUGGGUUAACUCAGCGACUGAUUUCCCCUCAAGAAGUGAUUUUCCACUUGAAGGGUCUCUAUGCGACCCGCAAAAUGGCAUUGUCGACUUCCUUGGUCUGGUUCUCAUGGCUUCUGAUCGGUCUCGCAUACCCAUUGUACAACGUCUUCCUGCCUACGUACCUCGCAUCCCGUGGUGCUGAUUUUGGAGAGACGAGUGAUUACAUCACUUGGCGCAACUAUGCGAUUAAUAAUACCUGCAGUAUCUUCGGACCAGUUCUCGCGGGCUUCAUGUGUAGCUCACCCUGGUUCUGGGGUCGACGUGGAACAAUGAUCAUUGGUGCGCUUAUUACCAUGGUCUUCUUUUUCGCCUACACGCAGGUCCGCACGGAGAGUCAAAAUGUGGGAUUCACAUGUGCAAUCUCUUUUUGUCUGAAUAUCUACUAUGGUACUCUCUAUGCCUAUACCCCCGAGGUCUUCCCAUCGGCCCACCGAGGUACCGGCAAUGGUGUGGCUAUUGGGUUGAAUCGUAUUAUGGGAAUCGUUAGUGCUGUUAUUGGAGCUGCGGCUGAUACAAGUACCGCAGUACCAAUCUACAUCUGUGCUGCUUUGUAUAUUGUCAUGGCUAUUGUUGCCGUAGCUCUUCCAUUUGAGCCAUUUGGCCGACGAAGCAGCUAG
Penicillium malachiteum is the source of this 1578-nucleotide messenger RNA. Its product is annotated as MFS transporter. Bases 1 to 1578 code for a protein of 525 amino acids. Lineage: Eukaryota; Fungi; Ascomycota; Eurotiomycetes; Eurotiales; Aspergillaceae. Gene Ontology annotation, molecular function: transmembrane transporter activity. Gene Ontology annotation, biological process: transmembrane transport. The record is from RefSeq and is a predicted model, not a curated record. The transcript has 4 exons.